Messenger RNA from Indicator indicator, 3648 nucleotides. RefSeq names its product DNA polymerase gamma, catalytic subunit (gene POLG). The transcript has 22 exons. NCBI's taxonomy places the organism in Eukaryota, Metazoa, Chordata, Aves, Piciformes, Indicatoridae. Bases 31 to 3645 code for a protein of 1204 amino acids. Gene Ontology annotation, biological process: mitochondrial DNA replication. The record is from RefSeq and is a predicted model, not a curated record. Gene Ontology annotation, cellular component: gamma DNA polymerase complex; mitochondrion. Gene Ontology annotation, molecular function: DNA-directed DNA polymerase activity; 3'-5' exonuclease activity; DNA binding.
GCUCGGGGAGCACCCCCAGAGUGAGGGAGGAUGAGGCGCUGGCUCUGGAGGAGGUCGGUGAGGGGCAGCGCCAGGCCGAGGCGAUGCUCCUCCAGCUCCUCGGCCAGCCGCCCGCUGCCGGAGAGCUCGAGUCAGGAGCCAGCCAGUGGCCAGCGGCGCAUGAACCCCCUCAACAUCCAGAUGCUGUCCAGGACCCUUCACGAGCAGAUCUUCCGGGGGGCCCAGGUACACUACUCGGCAGCAGAGAUCCAGAAGAGCGUGAAGCACCUGCAGCGCCACGACCUGUGGGGCAAGGAGACCUCCACCCUGCCCGACGUGGAUCUGCAGCUACCCCGCAUGUAUGGGGACAACAUCGAUGAGCAUUUUCGCCUCCUGGCACAGAAGCAGAGCUUGCCCUACCUGGAGGCGGCCAAUGAGUUGCUGCAGUGUGAGCUGCCUUCCAUGCCCCCACAGUGGGCAUGGCAGCUUGGCUGGACCCGCUAUGGCCCUGAUGGGCAAGCAGAAGCUGUUGCCUUCCCUGAGGAGCGGGCGAUGGUGUUGGACGUGGAGGUGUGCAUGGCUGAUGGCCACUGCCCAACGCUGGCUGUGGCAGUCUCACCACGUGCCUGGUACUCAUGGUGCAGCAGGCGGCUGCUGGAGCAGCGAUACUCCUGGUCCAGCCACCUCACCCUGGCUGACCUCAUUCCGCUGGAGAGCCCAGCAGGUGCCAGCUGUGCCAGCAAGCAGGACUGGCUGGAGAGAGUGGUGGUGGGGCAUAAUGUGGCCUUUGACCGGGCAUUCAUCAAGGAGCAGUACCUCAUCCAGGGCUCCCAGGUGCGUUUCCUGGACACCAUGAGCAUGCACAUGGCCAUCUCGGGGCUGACAGGCUUCCAGCGGAGCCUGUGGAUGGCUGCCAAGCAAGGCAAGAGAAAGGGGCUGCAGCAGGUCAAGGAGCACAUGAAGAAAACAUGCAGCAAAACAGAGGGGCCAGCUAUCACCUCCUGGGACUGGGUGCAUGUCAGCAGCAUCAACAACCUGGCGGACGUGCAUGCCCUCUACGUGGGUGGGGAGCCACUGCAGAAGGAGGCGAGGGAACUCUUUGUGAAAGGGACCAUGGCUGACAUCAGGAAUCACUUCCAGGACCUGAUGUCAUACUGUGCUCACGACGUCCAGGCCACCCACGAGGUGUUUCAGGAGCAGCUGCCACUCUUCAUGGAGAGGUGCCCCCACCCUGUGACAUUUGCAGGGAUGUUGGAGAUGGGGGUGUCCUACCUGCCUGUCAAUGGCAACUGGAAGAGGUACCUGGAUGAUGCUCAGGGCAUCUACGAGGAGCUGCAGAAGGAGAUGAAGAAGUCUCUUAUGAACCUGGCCAACGAUGCCUGUGAGCUGCUGCAUGAGGACAGGUACAAGGAUGACCCCUGGCUCUGGGAUCUCGAGUGGGACACGCAGGAGUUUAAGCAGAAAAAGAAUCCAAGGAAGAACAAAAAGAAGAAGGAUCAGGAUGGAAAGAGCAAUGCCUCCCCAGUGGCAGCAGGCACAGAUGAGGCUGCACAGGAGUGGCAGGAAGAUCCCGGUCCUCCCACCGAGGAUGAGGACCUGAAAGCCCCUGCGAGCCAGGUCUGCCUGCAGCGUCUGAAGGAGACGGUUGUGCUGCAACCCAAGAGACUCCAGCACCUGCCAGGCCACCCGGGCUGGUACCGCAAACUGUGCCCACGCCUGGAGGAGGCAGGGUGGGUGCCAGGACCCAGCCUGAUCAGCCUGCAGAUGAGGGUGACGCCCAAGCUGAUGCGACUGGCGUGGGAUGGCUUCCCCCUGCAUUACUCAGAGAAGCAUGGUUGGGGAUAUCUGGUGCCAGGGCGCCAGGACAAUUUGCUGACAGACCCUUCAGAGGCUGGGGGCCCUUCCUGCCCGCACAGGGUGAUCGAGCAGCUGUACAGGCAGCACUGCCUGGAGAAGGGCAAGGAGCAGGCCCCGGGGCAGGAGGCUGCUGUGGAGGACCAGCUGCUGCUGCUGGCUGAUGGCAUGAUCUUGCAGGAGGUGGAGGACCUGAGCCAGGUGGAGGCGGAUGUGGAGAUGGGCAGAGUGGAUCAGAGCCUGGCACAGGAGAUGGAUGAGCUGUGUGAGCUGGUGGAGAGAAGGAGCCAGCCCCCAUACCACCACGGCAAUGGUCCCUACAACGAUGUCAACAUCCCUGGAUGCUGGUUCUUCAAGCUGCCUCACAAGGACGGGAAUGCUAACAAUGUGGGCAGCCCUUUUGCCAAGGAUUUCCUGCCCCAGAUGGAGGAUGGCACCCUGCGGGCUGCCGUGGGCCGCGUCCACGGGACCAGAGCCCUGGAGAUCAACAAAAUGAUCUCGUUUUGGAGGAACGCUCACAAGCGCAUCAGCUCCCAGAUGGUGGUGUGGCUGAAGAAGGGGGAACUGCCUCGUGUGGUCACCAGGCACCCUGACUAUAACGAGGAGGAUGAUUAUGGAGCCAUCCUGCCGCAGGUGGUGACCGCAGGCACCAUCACCCGCCGGGCGGUGGAGCCCACCUGGCUGACAGCCAGCAAUGCCCGGGCUGACCGGGUGGGCAGCGAGCUGAAAGCCAUGGUCCAGGUGCCGCCCGGCUACUCCCUGGUGGGCGCGGAUGUGGAUUCCCAGGAGCUGUGGAUAGCCGCAGUCUUGGGCGAGGCACACUUCGCUGGCAUGCAUGGCUGCACUGCCUUCGGCUGGAUGACUCUGCAGGGGAAGAAGAGCAACGGGACGGACCUGCACAGCAAGACUGCCAGCACGGUGGGCAUCAGCAGGGAGCAUGCCAAGGUGUUCAACUACGGGCGCAUCUACGGGGCCGGGCAGCCCUUCGCCGAGCGGCUGCUGCUGCAGUUCAACCACCGGCUGACCCCGCAGCAGGCGCGCCACAAGGCCCAGCAGAUGUACGCCCUCACCAAGGGCGUCCGCAGGUUUCACCUCUCUGAGGAGGGAGAGUGGCUGGUGAGGGAGCUGGACCUGACUGUGGACAGGGCAGAGAAUGGGUCGGUGUCAGCCCAGGAUGUCCAGCGGCUGCAGAGAGAAGCCACAAAAAGGUCCCGGAGGAAGAAGAAGUGGAAUGUGGUGGAGCAACGAGUGUGGGCUGAAGGCACUGAGUCUGAGAUGUUCAACAAGCUGGAGAGCAUCGCCUUGUCCCCAUUCCCCCAGACUCCAGUGCUGGGCUGCCACAUCAGCAGGGCUCUGGAACCUGCUGUGGCCAAGGGGGAGUUCCUGACCAGCAGAGUGAACUGGGUGGUGCAGAGCUCUGCUGUUGACUACCUGCACCUCAUGCUGGUGGCCAUGAAGUGGCUGUUUGAGGAGUUUGACAUCAAAGGGCGGUUCUGCAUCAGCAUCCACGACGAGGUGCGCUACCUGGUCCAGCAGCAGGACCGCUACCGGGCAGCCCUGGCCCUCCAGAUCACCAACCUCCUCACCAGGUGCAUGUUUGCCUACAAACUGGGCCUCCAGGAUCUGCCACAGUCAGUGGCUUUCUUCAGUGCAGUGGAUGUUGACCAGUGCUUAAGGAAAGAGGUCACCAUGAACUGCGUGACGCCCUCCAAUCCAUCCGGCAUGGAGAAGAAGUAUGGCAUCCCUCAAGGAGAAGCACUGGAUAUCUAUCAGCUCAUUGAAAUAACCAAAGGGUCACUGGAGAAGAAAUGAUGA